Solanum stenotomum is the source of this 504-nucleotide messenger RNA. RefSeq names its product small ubiquitin-related modifier 2-like. The coding region runs from base 9 to 290 and encodes 93 amino acids. The record is from RefSeq and is a predicted model, not a curated record. Gene Ontology annotation, biological process: protein sumoylation. Gene Ontology annotation, molecular function: protein tag activity; ubiquitin-like protein ligase binding. Gene Ontology annotation, cellular component: nucleus. The transcript is spliced from 3 exons. NCBI's taxonomy places the organism in Eukaryota, Viridiplantae, Streptophyta, Magnoliopsida, Solanales, Solanaceae.
AAGAAAAAAUGUCAGAAAAUAAGAGUCCAGUUGAUGAAACCACAACAAUUGAAAUCCAUGUUCAAUCUCAGGAUGGAUCAAUUAUCAUUUUUAAUGUGUCACCUGAUACAAUUAUCAAGAAAAUCUUCAUGAUAUACUGUAAGAAAAAACAAAUGGAUUACAAAACAGUUCGAUUUCUCUUUGAUGGAAAACGUGCUUCACCAACAAAGACUAUUGAUGAAAUUGGGUUAAAGAAUGGUGAUCAGAUUGUUGUUGUGUUGCACCAAGAUGGAGGAGGAUUCACAAAUUAAAUAUGAAGAAGAACUACAUAUCACACAUGAAUAUGUUGUACUUUUCUAAUUUAUGUUUUUUACUAGAAUUUUAAUUUCGAAAUUAUGUACUUUGGUUUUUUUACUAAAGACAAUUUGGAUGUCAUGCGUCUAUGUUGAUCAUGAAUAUGUACUUUAUGAUUCACCAAGCAAUACAAAGUACUUAAAUUUGAUUAUGUGAAUUCAAGAGGGCUAA